Messenger RNA from Sorghum bicolor (sorghum), 1070 nucleotides. Its product is annotated as peptidyl-prolyl cis-trans isomerase CYP20-3, chloroplastic. Bases 67 to 795 code for a protein of 242 amino acids. Gene Ontology annotation, molecular function: peptidyl-prolyl cis-trans isomerase activity. The record is from RefSeq and is a predicted model, not a curated record. The transcript has 6 exons. Gene Ontology annotation, biological process: protein folding; protein peptidyl-prolyl isomerization. NCBI's taxonomy places the organism in Eukaryota, Viridiplantae, Streptophyta, Magnoliopsida, Poales, Poaceae.
UCCGAUAAGCCAAACUUUCAAUUAAAAAAAAUCCGAUAAAAGCCAAGCUAAACCCAAACCCAAACCAUGGCGUCCAUGCCGGCCGUGUCCGCCACCUCCGUCCUCGCGCCGGCACCGGCGUCGCCCCGCUCCCAACUCUGCUACUCAACGGAAACGAGACGCGGCGCGCUCUCCCUCCGCCCCGCCCGCGCUAUCCCCGCGCUGAGGCUCGUCGGCCACCGCGACGCCCGUGGCGCCGUCGUCGUCCGCGCCGCUGCGGCAGAGGGAGCCGUGGAUCUGCAGGCCAAAGUGACGACCAAGUGCUUCUUCGACGUGGAGGUCGGCGGGGAGCCCGCGGGCCGCAUCGUCAUCGGGUUGUUCGGAGAGGUCGUACCUAAGACCGUCGACAACUUCCGUGCACUCUGCACUGGUGAGAAAGGGUACGGCUACAAGGGCUGCUCAUUCCACCGGAUCAUCAAGGACUUUAUGAUUCAAGGCGGGGACUUCCAGGAAAACAAUGGUACUGGUGGGAGAAGUAUUUAUGGUGAAAGCUUUGAUGAUGAAAAUUUUACGUUGAAGCAUGUUGGCCCUGGUGUGCUAAGCAUGGCAAAUGCUGGCCCUAACACAAAUGGAAGUCAAUUUUUCAUUUGCACUGUGAAGACACCGUGGUUGGACAACCGUCACGUCGUGUUUGGACAUGUCUUGGAGGGGAUGGACGUGGUGAAGCAGCUUGAAUCUCAAGAAACCAGCAGGUCCGAUACUCCCAAGCAGCCCUGUCGAAUCGUUAACUGUGGCGAGUUACCCCUGGACAGCUGAGUGAAGUCAAUAGCUCAGUUUUGGGGAUAAUUAGUUGAAGAGGAAGUGCCGAUAAUUUUUUUUAUUUUCAGUGAAAUCCUCUUGCUGAGUGUGAACAUGAGUCUCUCGGAGUCUUCUCUUACGUUAGAGCAUCGACGCCCAUUCGGUGGCAUCAUUCAGUCAUUUGAGUUAUAUAUGCGAGAUACGCGCCAUGAUGAAACUUUACUCAGUUGUGGACGCGUUUAGCAACGAAUAUCAUGAGUCACCUCAAAGUAAAUAUGGUCAGCAUUCUUUUA